UACGUGUUCUACUGUCAAAAUGCCCGAAGAAGCUUCAAAGAUUGAACGGUCCCGUUGCUUUUUUGAUGUAUCAAUUGGCGGAUUACAAUCCGGAAGGAUAAUAUUUGAGUUGUAUUCUGAUGUAGUACCACGUACAUGUGAAAACUUCCGAUCCUUAUGUACGGGUGAAAAGGGUAUUGGAGAAACGACAAAUAAACCUUUACAUUAUACUGAUGUAAUUUUUCAUCGGGUAGUUAAAGACUUUAUUAUUCAAGGUGGAGAUUUUUCAAAUGGUAACGGUACAGGCGGUGAAAGUAUAUAUGGCAGUACGUUUGACGAUGAGAACUUUGAAUUUAAACAUGAGCAACCUUUUUUACUUUCUAUGGCAAAUCGAGGGAAAAAUACUAAUGGUUCUCAGUUUUUCAUUACAACUCAACCGGCCCCGCAUCUGGACAAUGUGCACGUGGUAUUUGGACGUGUGGUAGGAGGAGUGGAUGUGGUUCGACAGAUUGAAGCAUUACCUGUAGAUUCCAACAGUCGACCUUUGCAGGAUGCAAAAAUUACUAGGUGUGGGGAGUUGGUUCGGCAAGUAAAAGCAAAAAAAGAGAAAAAGAAAAGAAAAGGUAGUGAAGAGGAUGAGGAUGCCAAAGAAGAGUCAGAUGUGGAAAAGAAAAAGAAAAAAGGAAAGAAAGAUAAGAAAAAAGAAAAAAAACAUAAGAAAAGUAAGAACGGUGUAUCCGAAGAAGAGGGAGAGUUAAAAGAAGAUGAGGUUCAUCCCUUGGUAACGGUUACUAAUAUAAACCCAGAAGAAAUUCCUGAUAUACCAGUAAAUAAAUUUCUGAUGCGUGGAGGUUCACAAAAAGAGAAACAAAGAGAUGUAAAACGUAGAGAUGAUCGAAGGGACAGGGAUCGAAUAACUAGGGAUCGUAGAGACUGGGAUCGGAGAGGCUAUCGUCGUGAGAGACAUCCAGCAACUACUAAAAGCGGACGAGUAAUUAAAGGAAGAGGCGUUUUUAGAUAUCGCACACCUUCUAGAAGUAGAUCACGCAGUGCAACGCCGGUUCAUUGGAAAAAGGAGGAAUCGAGAGUUAUUAAACUUUCACAGUACGAAAAGGCGGAGGCCGAGCGUAAACAGAAAGAAGAUGAUAGGAAAUGGAACGAAGAUCGCCGUUCUGAAAAAAACAAGGAUAAAGAAGAAAAGUUGGAUAACAGCAAUAGUCAUACUAACACAGAAGUUGAUUAUAAUGCGUUAGAUUACGAACAAGAAAACCACUCCGAUGAUGAACGAGUAUUGCCAAAGAAACAAGUGCCUAGUUUGAUACAAUAUCCCUUACCUGGCAGCUUUAAAGCAUCUGAAAAUUCUGAAGACGUAAUGAAGAUUCGAAACAAUGAUUCGGAAAUGAAAACUGUCGAAGAUAACGAAAUACAAAGUUUAGUUCAAAAUAAACGUUCGGAAGUUCUAGCUAUAGCGUUAGGGGUUCCAAUUAAGACGGGAGAGGAUCCACCAACUGGUGAAAUUAAAAUCAGUGGCUACGAAAAGAAGAACUUAAAAAAAGAUGAGCCAAAUGAUAACAUCAUCCCCAAUAAUGAUAGAGAAAGAAUUCAAAAGCGAGAAGAGGAACUAAAUUCAAGAUUAAUGCAAAUGGCAGGUCACCUUCAAAAACCGCCAUCGCCAUCGCGAUCAGAAAUUAAUCAUCAACAUUCGGUUAAAGAAGAGAAGGAGAAUCGAGACGAUAACAAACGCAAUGUAAGAAACAAGUUUGAAAUAGAGAAACCUGGCAGAUCUCCAUAUCAAAGGUCAUAUAACGCUUCAAAUCGUCGCUACAGAAAUGAUCGAUUCCGAGGCUCGGACAGAAGAAGAUUUGAUUUUGAUCGUCGUUAUAACGAUUAUCCUAAAUCGUUUGAAGAUCGUGCACGAAGACGUCGAGAUUUAGAUCGAAACGAUCGUUACAAGAAAAGCAGAUCGUCAAGAAGAUCAAGAUCACGUGAUAAUCGUCGUUCACGUUCGCGUGAUCGGCGUUCCUCGCGCCCCUCGCCUACUUCGGAUAGAAGGAAUCGUAAAUCUUCCAAUUCGGAUAGUGAUGCCGACGCGAAAAAAGCCAAAGAUUCCGUUAUCGAAGAGGCGGGAUCCCAGACGAAACGACCUGAACUGGACGCCGAAAAAUUUAAAAGGAGAGCCGAACAAAUUUUGCUUUUGAAAAAGAAAAUGGAGUUGGAGCUGCUAGAAAUGAAAAAGAAAAAAGAGGACGAAGAUAAGGACAAAGAGAAGAUGUUGAUAGAAGAAAAACAACGCAAGGCUAAAGAGGAAGCACAAAUGCUGGAAAAAGCUAAGAAAGCUAAACGAGACGCAUUAGAGAAAGAGAAGUUGCUAAAAACUGUAAAGGUAUUACAAGAGUUAGACAAGAAACCCAAAAAAAGUCGCGCUCCCAGCUCCAGUAGUGACAGUAGCUCUUCGAGUGACAGCAGUUCAUCCGAUUCAUCCCCAAGAAAAUCUAAAAAUAUACAUGUGAAACGUAAAACAAAGCGUAGAUCUAGUUCAAGCAGCAGCAGUUCUAGUAGUGGAAAAUCGCGUAGUCAUACACCACCCAAAAAAGGACAAAAAGGAAGAAACUAAAGGAAUGCAUUUUUUUGUGUAGUAAUAAAUUAAAAUGGCUAAUUUUGUUUAAUAAAAGACCUAUUAUGAUUUAAAUUUC
Molecule: messenger RNA, 2672 nt
Organism: Photinus pyralis (common eastern firefly)
Lineage: Eukaryota; Metazoa; Arthropoda; Insecta; Coleoptera; Lampyridae
Product: peptidyl-prolyl cis-trans isomerase G-like
Exons: 13
Coding region: 20-2593 (857 amino acids)
Biological process (GO): protein folding; protein peptidyl-prolyl isomerization
Cellular component (GO): intracellular membrane-bounded organelle
Molecular function (GO): peptidyl-prolyl cis-trans isomerase activity
Source: RefSeq, a predicted model, not a curated record